AAACGUCUGCAUAAUAAAUAAAUGAAUAUAAACUAUAUACAGUUGUAAAUUGAAACAAAUAGACUGACGACAGCGUGUUGAGCGUCAAAUGCAAAAAAUGCAUUUACCCACAGGAGCAUUAAGUUUGCUGUUUAUCACUUGCCUGAUGCUUGCGCUGACGAGCGCGCAUCCAUCAGGCGACAAGCUCAAAAUACGCAUACAUGUGCCCGUGAAGCAUCACACACAUGUGCACACGAAGACGGUCAUAAAAAAAGUGCCGGUGCCCAUACCCGUGCCGGUCAAGGAGCACAAGGAGCACAAGGAGCCAAAGAAACAUCAUCGCAGCAGUUACAAUCAUCAUCACCAUAACGAACAGGAUGAGCUCGAUGACGAUUUCGAGGGUUAUGACUAUCCCGUCAAGGCCAAGCGACGCACGCGGCAUCCUUUUGUCUAAGCACGCCCAAAAUGCCCCAAAUGACACAGCAGAAAAAAAACAAACACACACACACACACACAAGGCGAAAGGAAUCUAAGCAUUAAGUAUAUUUCUUAAGUAAAGUAGCACUUAAACCAAAAUACGCGCAAUAUGAAGGACUCGGCAUUAACUGCAUGUGAUUUGUCGCGUAAGCAAAAACUUUUCUGUGCAAUAAACUGACGUAUUACAUUUUAA
Molecule: messenger RNA, 649 nt
Organism: Drosophila busckii
Lineage: Eukaryota; Metazoa; Arthropoda; Insecta; Diptera; Drosophilidae
Exons: 3
Coding region: 89-433 (114 amino acids)
Source: RefSeq, a predicted model, not a curated record